This is a messenger RNA of Schistosoma rodhaini, 4307 nucleotides long. The record is from the annotation of a GenBank genome assembly. Lineage: Eukaryota; Metazoa; Platyhelminthes; Trematoda; Strigeidida; Schistosomatidae.
UGUUGAUUGACAUGCAUUACUACUAAUAGUAGACAAAAUUGUAUAUAAAUGAGUUUACUAAAGAAAGUAUAAAAAAAAUAUAUUUAAGUUAACAAUUAAAUGUCUACAAUCAAAUUGAACUUGGUAAAAAGAAAAAAAUGAAGAAUCAUGGGAAUAUAUAAUGUGUAUUAGUAAAAUAGAAUAGAGAAAUAUAUUUGGAUAAGCAUAUAUACCAACUAAACAAUUACAUAAAUUUUAGUUUCACAUUUCAUAUCCGUCUAGUAACUAUGACGUCAUCAAAAUAUACCAUGAAAAGAAAACAAUACAAGUUACUAAUUAUUUUCUUAUUAUAUUUUUAUUCAAUUAAUUCACCUCAUUGUUAUGCUUAUUAUAAUUUGAACUCAAUGACAAAAAAUAAUCACUUAUCAUCGGAACUAAUCUCUAAGAAGGAUACCAUGAAUCAAUAUGAUCAUUCAUUAAAUAAUUUUCAUGAAUAUACAGAUUAUACAAAAAAUGAUCCAUUAAUAGAUAGUCAUUUAAUGAUGUCUUCAUUAAAUGAUGUAUUAUCUUCUUCGAUGUUGCCGUCAUCAUCAUCAUCGGCAUCAUCGUCAUUGUCAUCAUCAUCUUCAAUAUCUGAACCUGUAUCAUCGUCAUCAUCAUCACAUAAUGAAAUAGAAACACAUCGUUGUGAACCAAUUACAUUAAUAUUAUGUAAAGGAAUGUAUUAUGAAUAUACAAGAUUACCUAAUAUGUUUCAUCAUGAAACACAAGAAGAAGCAGGGUUAGAAGCUCAUCAAUUCUAUCCAUUAGUUCAAAUUAAUUGUUCAAAAGAUUUAAGAUUUUUAUUAUGUUCUAUUUAUACACCAAUAUGUAUUAAAGGUUAUCCACAUUUUUUACCACCAUGUCGUUCUAUAUGUCAACGUGUUAAAGCUGGUUGUUCACCAAUUAUGGAACAUUAUGAAUUUCCAUGGCCAGAACGUAUGAAUUGUGAACAAUUUCCAGAAUAUAAUAAUCCUCAAGGUAUAUUAUGUAUGGAACGUAAUUUAACUCAUGAAGAACAAUUAGAAUUACAAUCAAUUAAUAUUAAAAAUUAUCAAUCUAUUCAAUCAAUAAAUCAAUCAUCAAUAAAUCAAUUCAAUGAAUUAUCAAACAAUAUACGAGGAACAUCUGAUCCCCUAGGAAUAUCUCAUUCCCAAAGAACAUCUGAUCCCCUAGGAACAUCUAAUUCCCUAGGAACAAAUAAUUAUGAUCAAAUUAAAGCAUUAUCUAUAGAAGAUAUAGAAUUAAAGAAUCAAUUCAAUGAUGAUGCUAGUUAUAUAUUAUUUGAAGAAGCAAUCAAAAAUGAUAAUAUAAGUCAAUUAAAAAGUACAUUUCCUAAUUUACAUUUAAAAUGUACAUGUGAUUGUAGACCACCAUUAAUAAAUAUUAAAAAUUUAGGAAUGAAUACUCAUGAAAAGAUCACCGUGGCUGAUAUAAAAGAUUGUUCAAUGCCAUGUUAUACACCAUAUUAUCCAAUGAAUUCAUCAUAUCAUUUUACAACAUUUUGGCUUGGUAUCUGGUCAAUAUUUUGUGCUAUAUCAACAUUGAUUACAAUAUUUACAUUCAUUAUUGAUUCAUAUCGUUUUCAAUAUCCUGAAUUACCAUUAAUUUAUUUAUCUUUAUGUUAUUUUAUGAUAUCCAUGGGUUAUUUAAUUCGUGUAUUUAUGGGACAUCAAGCUAUAGCUUGUGAUAGUUUACCAAAUCAAUAUGUGAAUCUCCAAAAUGAUCUCACCCAAACUACUAUGAAUAAUAAUCAUGAUUGGUUUGACUACAAUCCAAGUAAUAUACAUGAAAAUUUAAAAAGUAUAACCAUUUUCCCAGAUACAAUAACAACAACAACAACCACAACAGUUGCUAAGGCAACAAUGACAACUAAUGAAUUAUCAAUGAUAACAAGUAAAACAAUUUUGAAUUUAUUAAAAUCACCAAAUCAAUUAAUACGUUCAAAAAUUUUACGUUAUGCAUUAAAUGGUAGAGCUAGUUGUGCAGUUGUAUUUUUAUUAAUUUAUUUUUUUAGUAUGGCAGCAUCAAUAUGGUGGGUUAUAUUAGCAUUGACAUGGUUAUUAGCUGCCGGUUUAAAAUGGGGCAGUGAAGCAAUAUCAAAAUAUUCUCAGGUUUUUCAUUUUAUUGCAUGGUCAUUACCAGCAAGUCAAACAGCAUUAGCCUUAUUAUUAUCUAUUGUAGAAGGUGAUCCAAUUAGUGGUUUAUGUGCAAUACAAUCUAAUAAAUCUAUACCAUUCUUAUUAUUUACAUUUAUACCAUUAUUAAUCUAUUUAAUUAUUGGUAUCCUAUUCAUGAUGAUCGGAUUCAUUGCCUUAUUCCAUAUACGUGGUACUAUUAAAUUACAAAGACCCCGUAUUAUAGAAAUCCAUAAACUGGAUAAAUUAAUUAUACGUAUUGGUAUCUAUGGUAUGUUAUAUACUAUACCAAAUCUAAUUGUAUUAUUUAUCAUUGGUUAUGAAUUACGUAAUACAUAUAUAUGGCAAUUAGGUAUUGCAUGUCAUUGUCAUUAUGAUAUUGGUCAAUAUAAUGAAGAAUUGGAACCAAUUCUACCCGUUGCAUUACCCAUAUGGAAACCCCCGAAACCAGAAUAUUCUAUUUAUAUGUUAAAACAUUUUAUGACUUUAAUGAUUGGUAUUAUAUCAGGUUUUUGGAUAUGGUCUAAUAAAACAAUUGAUACAUGGAGAAGAUUUUGUUUUACUGGUAAUAAAUGUUUAUUUCAAUUUAAUAAACAUAAUAAUAGUAGUAGUUGUAAUGGUUUAUUAGUUAAUCCAAAUUGUAUUGAACAAGAUAUAUAUCAUAAAAGACGUAUGAAACAUUGGAUACAAAUUCCAUCGAAUGUUUCCAUGGCAACUGUUACAAAGUUAACCGAUACACGAAUGAAAUCAAAAUUGAAUUCAAUGAAUAAAUAUCCUAUAUUUAUUGAGAAUAAUGAACAUUGUAAUACAACUGUAAUUACUACCACUACUACUACUACUACGACGACGACGACGAAGACGACGAUGACGGCGAUGUCAAAACAACACAAUACCACAUCAUAUGAUUUUAUCAAUAAUGGAACAUUAUCAAAUAUAAAUCCAUUACUUGCUUUAAAUUCAUUAUCUACACCAUUUUCUACACAUUCAUAUGAUGUACCUAAUCAUGAUAUACAAUAUAAAUCAUCAUUUGGUGCAUAUUAUUCUAUAGAUGGUAGUACCAUUUCACAACAAUACGGGGAUGUAAAUUCUUAUCAUACAAAUAAUAGUUUUAGUAAUAGUAUUAAUAAUAAUCAUAGUACUGUUGAUAAUCAAUUCAUGAUAACGAAUACAAGAAGUUAUGUAACACAAUUAUCCGGUCAUUCAAUGAAUCCCAGCUUUUCUACAUUAAGUAGUAGUUUGAAUAGUCCGCACAAAUCUUCAAUGCUUCAUUUAAACAACAACAAUAAAAAUAACAAUAAUAGUUUAAAUAUUGCUAAUAACCAUAGUUCCAUAAGUACAGGAAUUUCAAGUAGUGGAAUUAGUAGUGGACAACUAAAUGAUGGUUUAACAAGAACUGGAUCAAUAUUUACUGGAUCUGAAUUAAAUUCUAAUUCCAUAUCAACUAAAAAUAUAGAUUAUUAUUUAAAUGGAGAACAGAGAAGCUUUGAGUUGAAUGGAUCACAAGCAACGGCAGCGACUACUGCUACUACUCUCUCAGUGGUCAAUUAUGAUCGUUAUAUUGAUGAGAAUAAUUUAAGACGAAACAACCAUUCUAUUUGUGUUAAUAAUCAAUUUGUUUCGAAUAUGAUUAAUGAAAAUCGUAAAAACAACUUAUCGUUGGUACAAUAAACUAAUGGAUAUUGAACUUGCUUUAGAAUCUCUUCGGCAACAAACUAUGCAACAAUUAGAUAACAUCGCCAUCAUCAUCUUUCAAAUAGUCGAAUCGGCUUCAAAUGUUUUGAUUUAAUAAUGGGCAGAUACAUAUCAUAUGCGUAAAUUUACAUACCAAAGAUAAUAUGCAUGAUUGAAUGCUUAUAUUAUUGACUUGUACAAUAAACGGAGGCCAUAAAUGUGCCUUGAAUAUAUGUAUCCUUCGUAUUUCUUCAUAUAUAGGCCUAUAUUCAUAUGAUUUCUUCCAUUUUAAUGAGUUUCAUAAAUGUAAUGUGUAAACUAUCGGAUAAUGAUAAUAAUUUGCUGAAUAUGGUUUACAACUGCUCCACAUCUAAUAGUAAUAUUCAUUUUACAUACCAAUGACUUCAUUUGUUCAAUAUUUAACAUAUAUGACAAUCUAACAUGGGUUUUUUAUUUGUAAAUAUAUUUUCAUUUUUUUUA